Messenger RNA from Mercurialis annua (annual mercury), 3385 nucleotides. RefSeq names its product formin-like protein 3. Bases 450 to 3083 code for a protein of 877 amino acids. The record is from RefSeq and is a predicted model, not a curated record. Gene Ontology annotation, molecular function: actin filament binding. NCBI's taxonomy places the organism in Eukaryota, Viridiplantae, Streptophyta, Magnoliopsida, Malpighiales, Euphorbiaceae. The transcript has 7 exons. Gene Ontology annotation, biological process: actin cytoskeleton organization; actin nucleation.
AAGAUGAGAAUCUGAAUGAAUGUCUCACAUUGCUCUUCCCACGUCUGUUUACGCGUCAAACCUCUCUCUCUCUAGCUUCCCCUCCCCCGAAAAACAAGAAACUUUUGUAAGGAGCCAAAAAUCCCAACAACAAAUCUUCAUUCCACAAACAUUUUCUUAAAUUUUAUCAUUUUCUUCUUCUUUUACUGUUGCUGAUUAUCGUUAUUUCCACCAAAUUUAUCUUUUUUGAUUGUUUGAAUUCGUGUUCUGCAUGCAUUCAUGUCAUUUCUUGCCACCUUUGUAUACCCAUCGUAGCUUGAAAUGACAUGCAAUUGCCUAGAACGGACGUUUACAAGGGCUCUCUCCGACGAUCAAGAAUGUUUCAGUUGCAUUAAAAUUUAGUGUAUUAAGGAAUUUUGAUUAGAUAAUGAGCAGGAAAUUUGGCGAAUGGGGUAAUUAUUUGAGAGGCAAUGGAAUUGAGAAAACCUGGCUAUUCUUUUGUGUUGAUCAUAGUUUUUCUUUGCGCAUUGCUCAUGGGGAGAACACGAGGCAUCAUGAUGACGACGAGACAGGAUAUGUUUUUUGGCAAUUGCUGUGCUCGUAUCAAUCAACAACUUGAAGAGUUGGCAUGGAUGUAUUGCAGGAAAGAAUUGAUAGACAAGAAAGAUUGUUUUCAAGCUUUUAUCUUUGGUUUGCUUCAGGAGUCACCUGCGAAGUCGGAAUCCACAUACGUAUGUGAAGUUAUCAGCGUUGUGCCAAUCCAGCUGAGACUACAACUUGUGCAUUGUCUAAGGAAGAACAUUUUAAGUUUUGGUUCUUUAGUCCAGAGGGCUAGUUCAACAGAAUGGUUCAUCAAGUGUUUUGAGUUGCCUUUUCAUUGGUCAAAUACUCCUAGAAGAUAUCCGACUAGUACGUCUCACCAACAUCUAAAUUCAGUUCUUGAUCCAUCUUUAGCUUCAGAAUCUACAGCAGCAAUCCCGGAUUAUGAUCCAGCAUCCACCCGGUAUCCUCCACUGUUCCCUCCAACUCAUCGAUUCUCUCGGAAGAAGCUACAAGAACAUCUGCAGCAUCCUCCACCUCCGCCUCAUACAAGUCGUCAACAUUCUCCACCAAAGCCACAUAAAAAGCCACAAUCUCCUGAUGUUCAAAAUGAAAUUUUGGUUGCCAUUGUUGUAACUGCAUCAGCGACAUUUUGUUUUGUUGCCACUGUCUUUUGCUGCUGGCUUUGUUUUAGGGGUAAAAACAAGAAAAUUGGACCGGAAGAUCAUAGAAUAAGAGAUGACAGGCCUCUUCUCCACUUGAGCGAUUUCUCUGCUAGUUCCUCACAAAAUUCAUCUAGUUUUGGAAAAUCCUUCUACAAAGAGUAUAGUUCUAGCAGUGCAAAGACUAUGUCUUUCAAGAGCAAUUUGUCCAUGAAGACUGGAAAUCACGGUUCUGUCGGAGCUGAGGCUGCAUUGUCGAAAGUCAAUGGAGAAGGAGUUCCUCCGCUUAAACUUCCACCCGGAAGAUCAGCUCCUCCACCUCCUGAACCACCUCCACCUCCUCCCCCUCCUCCUCCUCCUCCCCCUCCUCCUCCUGCUCCUCGUCCCCCACCACCCCCACCACCAAAAGUUGUUCGUGCACCACCUGCUCCUCCAUCAAAGGCCAAGUUAAAGACUUCACCUCUUGAGACACAUCAACGAAAACCCAGUGAUCCUGCCAAUAAAGAUGAUGAUGGUGAUGCUUCUACCAAGGCUAAGUUGAAGCCAUUCUUCUGGGAUAAGGUCAUGGCUAGCGCUGAUCAUUCUAUGGUCUGGCAUGAGAUUAGUGCUGGAUCAUUCCAGUUCAACGAGGAGAUGAUAGAGACAUUAUUUGGUUAUAGUACUUCUGCUAAUGCAAAAAAUGAGCGCAGAAGAGAUUUAGCAGAACCUUCAGUCCACUACAUACAAAUCAUUGAUAACAGGAAAGCACAAAACUUAUCAAUUCUUCUACGGGCAUUGAACGUGACUUCAGAAGAAGUUCUUGAUGCCCUACGAGAAGGUACUGAACUUCCAAUGGAGCUCCUGCAAACAUUGCUGAAGAUGGCACCGACAUCAGAAGAAGAAUUGAAGCUUAGGUUAUUCACGGGUGAUCUUUCUCAGCUGGGUCCGGCAGAGCGUUUCCUUAAAAUCCUGGUUGAAAUACCAUUUGCUUUCAAACGAAUGGAGUCAUUGCUGUUUAUGGGUUCUCUUCAGGAAGAAGUAUCAAUACUUAAAGAGUCUCUUAUAACUCUUGAGAUUGCAAGUGACAAGCUCAGGAACAGUAGGCUAUUCUUAAAACUAUUAGAAGCAGUUCUGAAAACUGGUAACCGCAUGAAUGAUGGUACAUACCGUGGUGGUGCACAGGCUUUCAAGCUUGACACGCUCUUAAAACUCUCCGAUGUUAAGGGUACGGAUAGCAAGACUACUCUUUUGCACUUUGUAGUUCAAGAGAUCAUCCGCUCUGAAGGUAUACGUGCUGUCCGUGCAGCAAGAGCAAGCCAGAGUGAUUGUAGUGUGAGGUCUGUAGAUUCAAAUGAUGAUUGUAGUCAGGAGGCUGUAGAGCACUAUCGCAACCUCGGUCUUAAGGUGAUCUCAGGCUUAAGCACCGAACUAGAAGAUGUGAGAAAGGCAGCUGCAAUAGAUGCUGAUGUGAUAGCAGCAUCAGUGUCCAAACUUACACAGUCACUAAUUAAAAUUAAAGCUUUCCUGGACUCUGACAUGAACAGUCCGGACGAUGACAGUAAAUUUUUUCGUACACUGGCUAGUUUUGUGGAUCGUGCAGAAUCUGAAAUCGCAUUUAUUCAAGCAGAAGAAAAGCGGAUAAUGAUUAUGGUACAGAGUACAGCAGACUAUUUUCAUGGGAAUGCCGGAAAGAAUGAAGGCUUACGGUUGUUCACAAUUGUACGUGAUUUCUUGAUAAUGGUAGAUAGGGCAUGCAGAGAUGUUAGAGAUGACAGAGCAGCAAGGCCUACGAGGGCAUCUAAGAAGGAGGCUCCGGAUCCUAACCGCCAAAACUCAGACCAUCGGCGGCAUCAAUUGUUCCCUGCCAUCGCAGGAAGACGCAUUGAUUCUUCAAGUUCAGAUGAUGAGAGCGCAUCCCCUUAGCUUGUAUUCUAUAGGUGGCUUGAAUUCUUGGAGCCUUGAUGACUAGAUUGUAGAUACUAUGACAAGGAAAGCAACUGCAUACAUAAUUAGGUGCUGUCUGCAGCUGUUAAUAUGACAUUUUGACGGUAGAAAGUACGCGAAUUGACUCGGAGGCGAGGCUGAGUUUCUGUUGAAACAUCUGUUGUACAGUUUAGCAUUCAUCUUAUAAAGCAUAUAGAAAUGUAUUUACUAAUGGAGCUGAGUGUCUCUAAUUCAACAUGUAAUCUUGCCAUUAAAUACAAUGUAGAAAUUCUUUACAUCUU